CGCAACAAGUUUGCAAGCCGAGACCCAGCCUCCUCGGUGUAUCUGCCGUCGUGUUGACAGCUCGGACUCCCGACACGCUUUUCCGCUUCUUUUCGCCGUGUACCUUCUCUAACGAUGGUGAUAUUCGGUAGAUUCAUUAAUCGCCAGUCAACGGAAGAAAUGACAGUCGUCCGUGUGGUAAACCAAUAACGCUGAAGGCCGAAGACAAUGACCGAACACCAGGAACAGAGUGAGGACAUCAGCCUCCUGAGCCCCCAGGAUCUGGCGGAGACUACCAAGGAGGAUGACACACACUGCCCCUCGCAGUUCAGGGUCCCACUUAUUGACGACCUCUCCUACGAGGAUGUGAAGAAGUGCUACCGUGGAUCGACGGUCAGCAAGUACAACUCCCAGUACCACAAGCUGUUCCAGACGGUGCCCAAGGAGGAGAUCCUCAUGAAAGUCUAUUCCUGCGCCCUCCUCAGGGAUAUCCUCCUGCAGGGACGUCUCUACAUCUCCAGGAACUGGCUGUGCUUCUACGCCAACCUCUUUGGCAAGGACAUCAAGGUGGCUAUUCCUGUUGUCUCUGUGCGGCUGGUGAAGAAGCACAAAACAGCAGGCCUGGUGCCCAAUGGACUGGCUAUCACCACAGAUACCAGUCAGAAGUACGUGUUCGUGUCCUUGCUGUCCCGGGACAGUGUGUAUGAUGUGCUGAGGAGGAUUUGCACGCACCUGCAGGUCAACGGCAAGAAGAGCCUCAGCCUCAAGCAGCUCAUGGAGGAGCCUGCUUCCUUAUCGCUGGAUGAGUUCCCAGUGGCGGACGAGUUCCCACCAGUCCUCAAAUGGAGGAGGAAGCCCUCGGUGGCGACGGUGUCCUCAUCCCUCCCAGACCUCCUGGGCAACUCCACCAGCAGCCUGAGUGCGGUGGACACACCCUUUCAGGCAGACGAGCCGCUGCAAGAGAGAGUUCUGGAGACAGAGAAGAUCCUUCUGACUGAGCCGGUACCAGAACUGGGCCACAUGGAGUACCAGCUACUGAAGUUCUUCAUUCUGCUCAUCAUCCUGCUGAUUCUAUCCUCCUGUUACCUGGCCUUCCGCGUGUGCAGCCUGGAGCAGCAGCUGUCCUUCCUGAACACCAACCCUGCUCUGCCCGUGAGGGAAAGGUAACCCCUGCUCCGCUCUGCGGCCCCAGAUGACCGACCAGCCGGCCCGCCUGUUACGGUCACGGUCACGUUCCUGUCUGUGAUCGCCUCAACACUACAGAUGCAUCUUCUUACUUACUGGCAGUUUUAGUGGAAAGUGGAAAGUGAGGAGCAUUC
Messenger RNA from Megalops cyprinoides (Indo-Pacific tarpon), 1298 nucleotides. RefSeq names its product GRAM domain-containing protein 2A-like. Gene Ontology annotation, molecular function: phosphatidylinositol-4,5-bisphosphate binding. Gene Ontology annotation, cellular component: endoplasmic reticulum membrane; extrinsic component of cytoplasmic side of plasma membrane; organelle membrane contact site. NCBI's taxonomy places the organism in Eukaryota, Metazoa, Chordata, Actinopteri, Elopiformes, Megalopidae. The transcript has 12 exons. Bases 208 to 1146 code for a protein of 312 amino acids. Gene Ontology annotation, biological process: regulation of store-operated calcium entry. The record is from RefSeq and is a predicted model, not a curated record.